This is a messenger RNA of Castor canadensis (American beaver), 3424 nucleotides long. Lineage: Eukaryota; Metazoa; Chordata; Mammalia; Rodentia; Castoridae. The record is from RefSeq and is a predicted model, not a curated record.
GUGCCAAGUAAAUGUACGCUGGAUGAGUAAGAGAACAAAAUGAACACAGUAAUCUGUCCUUCUAGAAGUCCAUGUGACAAUUGUGCAAUAAUGAGAUGGCCUGGGUUUCCUUCACAUCAUGUUUAACUCUGUUAAUGUCGUUGCUUUAGGUCAGAGGCCCGGCUUCAAGUACUGGUAUGACAAGGAGUGGUUGAGCAGGGGACAUAUGCAUGGCCUAGCAUUUCUAGAAGAGAACUACUCCCAUCAGAAUGCUAAGAAGAUUGUGGCCACGCACCAGCUUCUUGGCGAUGUGCAGAGAGUGAUUGAGGUUCUACACGGCCUGCAGCUCAAGAUGAGCAUCUUGCAAAGCAGGGAACACCCCGAUCUACAGCUGUGGUGCCAGCCUUGGAAACAGCACUCAGGGGAAGGGAGAACUCAUUCCAGACACAUCCAUGUCAUGGACGCCAGGAGCAAGGAGGAAGCCCCAAGCUAUAGAACUUUGAAUGGGGCUGUGGAAAAGCCCCUGCCCUUGCCCCAGUCUGUGGAGGAGUCCUAUAUCACCAGCGAGCACUGCUACCAGAAACCCCGAGCCUAUUACCCUGCUAUGGAACAGAAGCUGGUGGUGGAGACACGGGGCUCUGCUCUGGAUGAUGCAGUCAAUCCCCUCCGUGAGAAUGGUGAUGAUUCCCUCUCCCCUCGCCUGGGCUGGCCUCUAGACCAAGACAGGAGCAGAGGGGAUGGUGAACCCAAACCCAGUUCCCCAAAGGUGAGGGACUAUAUCUCCAAAAAGGUCCUGCCGGAGGAAUCCCCUACUCGGAGACUGCUUGACAGAGGCGGAGAGGGGCUGCUGAGUUCCCAGCACCAGUGGCAGUUUAACCUGCUGACACAUGUGGAGUCCCUUCAGGAUGAAGUCACACACCGGAUGGACUCCAUUGAGAAGGAGCUGGAUGUGUUGGAGAGCUGGCUGGACUACACUGGGGAACUGGAGCCCCCGGAGCCACUGGCCAGGUUGCCACAGCUCAAGCAUUGCAUCAAGCAGCUGCUGACGGACCUGGGCAAGGUGCAGCAGAUUGCCCUCUGCUGCUCAACAUGAAAUUGGGCACCUAAGACUAACGGGGGCACAAUCCUGGGGCACCUGCAGGAGGAGCUUUGCAUAUUUAAAUAAAUAAACCUAGCAUGCCGAAUGCACGUGAUACCGACUUCAGGGAUCUGGCCAGGAGUGUGGUGGAUAUUGAACAAAGAGGCCAUUUUGGCUGCUGAGAACAGGGCACACUGAUCUCUGGAAGCUGACCAAGAAGGCAACAAAUGGAGUCUCGGGAUUCCCUUCUUCUGUGCACAUCAUUGAAUGAAGAGGAUCUUUGCACAAACUUCACUUGAAAUCGUGCCACUGAUGGUAAAUGGAAUGAGAGCCAAAAAAGUUUAGUUGGAAACAGUUGUAAAUUCAAUUUCCAUUUUAUUUAAUUAACUUUCCAGUCAAGUUGGAGCACAUGCCAACCCUUCUGGUUUCUGCCUGGCCUGGUGUUUAGGCAGCAGGCAUCAUUUUCAUUUUCCAGCUUCAGAGGAAUGUUGGGACAGCUCCACAGAGCUGUGGACAUGGGGAAGGAGCAGAGGCCUCAACUGCCCUGCCUUCUUCUUAGGACUCAUCACUUUUCACAGCAUAUCUCUUGCAUGAAUUCAUGGUACCGUGGACAAGUUUUGUAUGCUUUUCACCUCAGAAUUGGCUGGGUGUAGCUUUUGUUGCAGAGCCCAUUCAGCUGGUGGAGGAGCUAGAAUCUUGCUGUAAUAAGAAUCUAGAAGGAAUUCCAAACUGAAGCAGGCAGGGUCUGGAACCCAAAGGACAGCAUUUUCUACCAAUUCUUAAUAUUGACAGCUUCCCAGUUCUAUUUAAAGCCCUCAAAAAAUGUUUUCCAAAAUUUCAAACUCUUUCACUAUAAAAAUGUUACAAAGAAUGUGGUUUAGGGAAUUAUUUUAUAUUGUUUUCAACAAACUUCAGUGCCGCUUUCCUCCUUCCCUGAAGGUUACGUUUAGUAGUUGACAUUUUCAGAAUUGCUAAUAUACUUUUAACAAUUUAAACUUCCUGUUUGUAUUACUUUGUGAGAUCAAGGUGAUUAUGCUGCUUAAGGUCCAGGUACAACCUAUUUGUACCUUCUGAGACAAUAUUUGUGUUACUUUUUAGGUUACAGUUCCACGUGUAAUUGCUAUAUUGUUUUUUUUUUUUUAAACUAGACAAAGUUAAAGAAAAUGUUCCAUGCUUUGAAGGGUGGCCCAUUUUACUAGUUUCAUUAUCACUAAAGGCAAAAACGUCAAAGCACAGUUAUCCAUUAACACAAGUUAAUUAUGGGUUUAUGAAUCUGUAAUGUUAUAUGCUGCAAAUAUUUACUAUGUAAAAGUGAAGUAGCCAGUAUCUCAAUAGCAAUGACGGUAUCUUCAGUGACCUUAGGGAUGGUUAGGCUUAAGGCACAGGUCAUUGUGGUCAUGAAUUCAGACCUCUGUACUAAGAUCCAUUUCAGGGAAUGCUUUGUCUAGUGACUUGUUAAUUUGAUACAAUGAUUUACAAAAGUAUAAAUUGACUUGGCAUAGCUUCUCCAUCAGAGCAAGUACAUGCAGCUGUAACAUCUGUAAUGAAGCCAACACAAUUCCUCUUCAGAGGCUGAUUCCCACUGUUAAUAUUGAUGUUUCUGAUGUGGGAAGAAACCUGUAAGGAAUCUGCAUGGCAUUUAUGUUCUGGUUAAUUUAUUAGACAGCUGCAUUAUAAGAAUUUCAUGAUGCUUAUCUGAAAAGAGAAGAAAAAGGAUGAUUUUCUAUAGCCAACUGUGAGGUAUUAUUGUUGUAUUAAGAUUAUUGAUUUUUCUUUUCUGAAACUACAUUUAAUAUCACAUUUGGGGAAAUGGAAAUGUUUAAGGUAGUCAGUUUCAUGUCUUGUUGAAAGAUAGAAACAGAAACUGAUCCUAAUUUUGCCAAGUGGCCAUUACUGGAUUUUUAUCCUUAAGGUUUUGCGAAGGAAAUAAUCCGGUCUUACUCAUUGUGACUUUUGUUCUUAGGGAAGCACAGAAGACUCCUCACAUUCUGAUAACCUCUGUGCUUCCCUAAUUUAAAGCCAUGUUGAGGGGCUCCAGUCCCAGUUCCUGGGUCAAGGUGAGUUAACCCCAAGUUGGAGCACUGGAAACUGUUAUUUGCAAACAAUGCUGAUAUCAUUUAGAAAUAUGUGCACUACCUAAGUUUUGUCUUUCGAGAAAAACUAUCCACCUAUAAAAAUUGUCUUGACAAAACAGUUCUGGUUUGACUAAUCAUUUUGCUUCUUUAAGUGAUGAGUGUAUUCAAGGUGGAUCCUUGAUGAGCCAACAUUGCACUGUGGAUACAAAUCUGUUUACGCGCUAUUAGAACACAGGCUAUAUAGAACAGAAGGCACUAUAUAUAGAAAUGUUGCCUUGAAGCAAUAUUUGCA